UAAUGUUCCGUGAUCACAGGCUCCCAAGGCUGCUAAGGCAGAGCUGGCCCAGGCUGGAGAAUCCACUCAGAGAAGGAGAGUCUUGGCUCAGCUGUGUCCAGGCUCCUGCGGUAGGGAAGUGGGAAAUCAGAAAAGGGAACAGUCAGGAGACAGAAGGGCGGGGGAGAGGAGGCUGUGCUAAUGAAUUCCACCACUGGGUAUUGAACGCCUCUCCGAUGCCAGCCCUGUGCUGGUGAGUCCUGGGAACACAGCUGCAGAUCCUCGGCACCCUCAGUUUAGCAGGGGAAGCAGGUGAUCUUCAAAAGGCAGUCUUGCUUCCAGGUGAUGGACACUGUGGCUGAGGAGUGACCUUCUGACAUCGGGACUGGACAUUUCCUCCCAACAUGGCUGCCACUGCCUCUCCGCAGCGACUCACCACCAAGGAUGCCGGCUCUGAGAACAGCAGCUUCUAUUACUAUGACUACCUGGAUGAGGUGGCCUUCAUGCUCUGCAGGAAGGAUGCGGUGGUGUCCUUUGGCAAAAUCUUCCUGCCAGUCUUCUAUAGCCUGAUUUUUGUGUUGGGCCUGAGCGGGAACCUCCUUCUUCUCAUGCUUUUGCUCCGAUAUGUGCCUCGCAGGCGGAUGGCUGAGAUCUACCUGCUGAAUCUGGCCAUCUCAAAUCUCCUGUUUGUGGUGACACUGCCCUUCUGGGGCAUCUCCGUGGCCUGGCAUUGGGUCUUUGGGAGUUUCUUGUGCAAGAUGGUGAGCACUCUUUAUGCUAUUAACUUGUACAGUGGCAUCUUUUUCAUUGGCUGCAUGAGCCUGGACAAGUACCUGGAGAUCGUCCAUGCUCAGCCCUUCCACAGGCUGAGGACCCGGGCCAAGAGCCUACUUCUUGUUACCAUAGUAUGGGCUGUGUCCCUGGCCAUCUCUAUCCCUGAUAUGGUCUUUGUACAGACACAUGAAAAUCCCAAGGGUGUGUGGAACUGCCACGCAGAUUUCAGCGGGCAUGGGACCAUUUGGAAGCUCUUCCUCCGCCUCCAGCAGAACCUCCUAGGGUUUCUCCUUCCACUCCUUGCCAUGAUCUUCUUCUACUCCCGUAUUGGUUGUGUCUUGGUCACGCUGAGUCCCCCAGGCCAGGGCCGGGCUCUAAAAAUAGCUGUAGCCCUGGUGGUGGCCUUCUUUGUGCUAUGGUUCCCAUACAAUGUCACCUUAUUUCUGCAUACACUAUUGGACCUGCAAGUAUUCGGGGACUGCAAGGUCAGCCAGCACCUAGACUAUGCACUCCAGGUGACAGAGAGCAUCGCCUUCCUUCAUUGCUGCUUUUCCCCCAUCCUGUACGCCUUCUCCAGUCGCCGCUUCCGCCAGUACCUGAAGACUUUCCUGACUGCUGUGCUUGGACGGCACCUGGCACCUGGCACUGUCCAGGCCUCAUUGUCCAGCUGUCCUGAGAGCAGCAGUCUCACUGUCCAAGAAGAAAUGACUGGCAUGAAUGACCUUGGGGAGAGGCAGAUUGAGAACUUCCCUAACAAGGAGGAUGUGGGGAAUAAAGCAGCCUGAGUGUCCAAACCUCGGUCUGGUGGGAGCAGAUGGGAAGCAGCUAAUGUGAGCAUCCACUGAAAGUGCUCUCUCCAGGGGCCUCAGUGACCAUGUUGCUAAACCCAGUGGUCAAUUCUCAGUUCUCAACCACCAGCAGCAUUUGCUCACCCCUGCCUUCUUCCUCCAC
Messenger RNA from Cebus imitator (Panamanian white-faced capuchin), 1704 nucleotides. It is a transcript of the gene ACKR2, whose product is annotated as atypical chemokine receptor 2. Gene Ontology annotation, molecular function: chemokine receptor activity. Gene Ontology annotation, cellular component: membrane. The transcript has 2 exons. Bases 384 to 1538 code for a protein of 384 amino acids. Gene Ontology annotation, biological process: immune response; G protein-coupled receptor signaling pathway; chemotaxis. Lineage: Eukaryota; Metazoa; Chordata; Mammalia; Primates; Cebidae. The record is from RefSeq and is a predicted model, not a curated record.